Postia placenta MAD-698-R-SB12 is the source of this 663-nucleotide messenger RNA. RefSeq lists its product as hypothetical. The record is from RefSeq and is a predicted model, not a curated record. The transcript has 10 exons. Lineage: Eukaryota; Fungi; Basidiomycota; Agaricomycetes; Polyporales; Adustoporiaceae. The coding region runs from base 1 to 663 and encodes 220 amino acids.
AUGCCUUGGGCUGACAUCCCGCUGCUUGAUUCGCUGCAUCUCGCGUUGAUUACUCGCACGGUGUACACCUGUGCCGUCAGCGAUUUCUCUGAUCCAAAAGCCUGGAUUGUACCGUCAUGGCUGCGAGCGCUGCCGCCGCAUUCGACGUUGUUCUUCAUGUCAGCGGGGAGCAUCGUAUUCUCAAUCAAAAGCUUCCUGGUCGUUGGCGACGUGUUUCACUUGUCGCAGAUUUCGGAUUCGGACGCGCUAUUCAAACGGUGCUCUUACCAGUACAUCACCAUGCCCGACAACCUCAUCUUUAUCGCUCUGUUCUUCGUUCUCCCCAAACUUGGGCUCAAUGCACUGCUUGCUACACUGAAUGCACGACUAGACCUGCGCAGGACACGUCAGCACAAUCUCAGCACCUCGGGCCAAUCUAUGAAGCCAUUGCUGUCCCCAUCAAUCAGAUACAGCAGCAAGACAGAACCAGGCAGCCCCCGAAAUCUCAGCGGGAGGUACCUCAGUUUCCAGGUGCAAGCGGAAACCCUGCCGCAACUUCCGCGGGCAAGCAGGACGGCUAUGCAUCGUGUUGGCUAUGCAGAUGCCGAUAUUCUAGAGCAGGGCCUUUGGAGUCCGCCCACUAUCUUCCGCAGCCCUCGACAGAGUCACUUCUCUGAUGAUUGA